This is a messenger RNA of Microthlaspi erraticum, 483 nucleotides long. The record is from the annotation of a GenBank genome assembly. NCBI's taxonomy places the organism in Eukaryota, Viridiplantae, Streptophyta, Magnoliopsida, Brassicales, Brassicaceae.
AUGGCGAUGGAAGUAGCAACUCCGGUUCAUGCACCGACAGCGACACCCGCGAGCAAAAUCCUCGUUGCAACCACAACCUCCGUGGACACUCAGAAAAAGAACAGGAUUCAAGUUUCUAACACCAAGAAACCGUUGUUCUUCUACGUUAAUCUCGCCAAGAGGUACAUUCAACAGCACAAUGAGGUCGAGCUUUCUGCACUUGGAAUGGCGAUCACAACAGUGGUUACGAUCUCAGAAAUCUUGAAGAACAAUGGACUUGCAACAGAGAAGAAAGUUCUGACGUCGACAGUUGAUAUGAAAGAUGAUAACAAAGGGAAAAUAGUUCAGAAAGCCAAGAUUGAGAUUGUAUUGGGGAAAUCAGACAAAUUUGAUUCGCUCAUGACGGCUCCGGUGACAACCGAAACGGCUCCAAAGGAAGAGGAGGAGGCUAACGUGGAGAAGAAAUCAACAGAAGCCGAAGCAGACACACAAGUCAAGGAAUGA